Messenger RNA from Ylistrum balloti, 2898 nucleotides. RefSeq names its product secretin receptor-like. The record is from RefSeq and is a predicted model, not a curated record. The coding region runs from base 23 to 1615 and encodes 530 amino acids. Gene Ontology annotation, biological process: adenylate cyclase-modulating G protein-coupled receptor signaling pathway; cell surface receptor signaling pathway. The transcript has 13 exons. Gene Ontology annotation, cellular component: plasma membrane. NCBI's taxonomy places the organism in Eukaryota, Metazoa, Mollusca, Bivalvia, Pectinida, Pectinidae. Gene Ontology annotation, molecular function: peptide hormone binding; G protein-coupled peptide receptor activity.
UCUUCGUUGAUCUGUUUUUAAAAUGUUUGAAUAUCCUAAGAUUAAGAAGUGGACAACGUACGAUAUUUUCAAUGCCAAGAAUGUUAUCCAAGACCAGGAAACACAGAGGAAGGCAUUGAACAAAGAGAAAUUCCGUUGUAUUGGGUACACUCUCCUCGACGGCAAAUCUAAUUCAACAGACGACUCCUUAAAAUGCCCGCGAAUAUGGGACGAUAUAAUGUGCUGGGCACCAACAGAACCCGGUACACUGGCAGUUCAGCCUUGUCCAAAAUACGUGGCAAAAUUCAACUAUAUACAGAAUGCUACUCGUAUGUGUAUGCCGGACGGAACAUGGUACAUGAAACCUGGAUUCAACUCUUCAUGGACCAACUUCUCUGCCUGCGAAACUAGUAAUGACAAUGGCUGGACAGUUCCAAAGUCGUUUGCUAAAUACAUGCAGGAGAUGCGGAUAAUGUAUAACAUAGGAUACGGUCUAUCGAUGACGUCAUUGGUAAUUGCUGUCUUCAUCAUGAUCUACUUCAAGAAGCUGCACUGCUCCAGAAACACCAUCCAUCUGAAUCUAUUUCUGUCAUUCAUUCUCCGAGGGGGCGUGUCCUUUGUGAAAGAAAAUAUACUGAUUGAAAAUGUCGGUUUUGCUUCAGACGUAAAGAAAGAAGAUGGUGGCAUCGUAUUUCUACCCGAUGUUUCGCAUUGGGAGUGUCGUCUGUUCUUCACAAUUUUUAAUUACAUCAUAGCUGCGAGUUACGUGUGGAUCUUCGUGGAAGCUCUCUAUCUCCAGGUCAUCAUUUCAGUAGCAGUGUUCUCAGAAAAAGGACGUCUGAAAUGGUUCAUGGGUCUCGGCUGGUGUUUGCCGAUGACGUUUAUCAUACCAUGGGCAGUUGUCAGAGCCACGAUAGACAAUGAAAAUUGUUGGAAUACAUACUACGACAAACCAUGGUUAAUAUGGAUUAUAUAUGGACCUAUAACUGCCACCACUGUCAUCAAUAUUUGUAUAUUCAUAAACAUCGUACGAAUACUAUUUACCAAACUCAACUCAUCACCGUGCCCAGAAACAAAGAAAUUUAGGUACAGGAGGUUAGCCAAAUCAACCCUGAUCCUUAUUCCACUCUUUGGUGUCCAUUACAUCGUGUUUACCUAUGUGCCAUUCGGCAGCAUGGAUCAGCAGGCUAUCAUCUAUUUACUGUAUGUCGAGAUGUUCUGUAACUCAUUCCAGGGAUUUUUGCUGUCUUUGCUGUUUUGUUUCCUCAACGCAGAGGUUCAGUCAGAGCUAAAAAAGGCGUGGAUGAGACGCCAUCUCCGGAGAGCAGAGAGCUAUCGCACGAGAUCGUCUUUCCUGUCCCGUGUUAGUCGUUCGCGACAUCACCCUAGCAACGACGGCAUGAAUGGAUCCAUUCAGUACACUGAUAGAGUCAAUCCCAUGGAAAUGAAUACUUGUCCGACUAUUAUCGAGGAAAAAGUCCCAUUUACAAGUGAACUUUCACAGGAAAGUAUUCUUGACAAUCACUUAGAUACGGUGUGGCCGAAGAGUGAAGAAGUAGAUCCUUGUUUGAAUAAUAACCAUACACUUGAGUGUCAACAGGCAGACGUUGUUGAAGACGGAUGUAAAGGGAGGUAACCUAUGGAACCUAUAUUUUAUUUACAUAAGGAAAAACAUUGUGGUUUGACAAAACAGUUUUGAAUUUAAAUGAACGUUAAAAAAUGUGAAAUUCAGUGUGGAUAAUGCAGACAAUCCUGUUCAACAGACACAAACAGGAAGUAUUUUUAGUGAAUAGAAAUACAAGCAAAUGAAUGGGGAAAAAAUCGGAAGGUUAAAAACAAAUAAAUAUUUAUAUGGCCAUUUUAUGUAUCGGAUCAAAGGGAACGAUUCACCCAUGGAAAAGGAAACAGCAUUUGGCAACGCAUUCCGUUAUCAGCUGAUCGCGUCAAUCAAUUGAAUGCGUGAAAAUACUGAAUUCCAAGUGAAUGACAAGAACGUAUGCAAUGGAAUACAUAUAUUAGUAAUGACCAAAAAUAAACAGAGGGUAAAAAAAUUAGAUGGGAUAAGCUUACCAAACAGAAAAAAAAAUCAAAAGACUAGUGAACAGAGUCGACUAUAAAUGUCAUGAUAACAAAUGCAUUGGUGGAAUAAGCCAUCCAUGUGAAUUGAAAAGCCGUUCUGAUUCUUCUAACGAUUCUUCCUGUUGAAAGAUAAUGGAAAUUAUCUGAUUUCUGUAUUGUUCAAUAAUGAGUGUAACAUGGCCGUUUCGGUACAAUCUUUCGCUUGAAGCAUCGCAAUUAAACUUCAGAAAAUUGAUCACGUGAUAUUCUGAAGAAGUCGUUCAACAGAAUUUGAAGUCAUCAAUCUGUUCAUAAUGUUCUUAACUACAUAUAUAGUAUGCGAUUAUCGGCGAGAGAGCAGAUCAUUACAAGACAGAAAACAGAGUGGUGGUUUCCAUUCAAACCAAAACGCCAAAAAAUAAUAGAAAAGUGCUAGAACUUCUCAAAGUCGAUCACUUUGAGUUGCUGUAAAAUUUAUGUAAAAUUUAUGGAAGAUGCAUGAAAGGGAUCUGUUUAAAGACGAUUUCAGCAGCGCCUUUUUUAAGAGUUAAGAAGGCAUCCAUCAAAACAGCAGAGAGAGAUAGAGAGAGAGAGAGAGUUGCCAUAUGCGGCAAUGACUGACCUGUCGACAAUUUUUGGUAUUUCAUUCCAUUUUGAAUGUUGUCCAUUUCAUUUUUUUCACCAUUUUACUUAAUAUGAUUAUUAAUUUAUUUAUGUAUGUAAAACGUAAUGUAAUUAUAAAAAUAAAUAAUUCAAAUUAUGGAGAACGGCACACCUCACAUACAAGUACUUUAGUAUAAGAUUUGCAGAAUGUGUAUCAGAGUAGUUUUCAUAGUAAUACAUAUCAAUCCAUUUAACCAC